AUGAGCAGCUGGUGGAUUUCCCUGAAACCUGCCCCAGCGGCUACCCUGAGGAAUGUUCUAGCGGCGGAAGCUACACUGAGUGCUGCCCAUCUGGUAACUGUUGAUUGGAAGGAAGUGACUAUUCUUUCUAUGCAUCACUUCCAAGGUCAAUUUCGUGAGAUGCGGCUUCGGAUUCUUUAG
This is a messenger RNA of Penicillium malachiteum, 180 nucleotides long. RefSeq lists its product as uncharacterized. The record is from RefSeq and is a predicted model, not a curated record. NCBI's taxonomy places the organism in Eukaryota, Fungi, Ascomycota, Eurotiomycetes, Eurotiales, Aspergillaceae. Bases 1 to 180 code for a protein of 59 amino acids. The transcript has 3 exons.